AAAGGAGAGAGAAGUUCAUCACACUGCAUUCUCUUUUGGCAAAGCUUAAAAGAUGCUGCAUUUUUUUCUGUUUCUGCUCUUUUUUGGCCAGGUUGUUCAGAGCCUAAGAAUCUGCUCUUUCAACGUGAGAUCAUUUGGAGAAUCUAAGAGAAGAAACUCAGAAAUCAUAGAGGUUAUUGUAGAGAUUAUAUCUCGCUGUGAUAUCAUGCUACUAAUGGAAAUAAAGGACAACAGGAACAGAAUAUGCCCUUUUCUAUUAGAGAAACUAAAUGGACGGUCAGAACGAGCAUACAGUUAUGUGGUCAGUAACCGAUUAGGAAGAAGGCAUUACAAGGAGCAAUAUGCUUUUUUCUACAGGUUGGAUAGCGUCUGUGUGAAGCAAGUCUAUCAGUAUCCUGAUCUACAGCCAGGUGAUGAAGAUGCCUUUUCCAGAGAACCUUUUGUUGUUUUGUUCAACUCUCCAAGAACAGCGGUCAUGGAAUUUGUGAUCAUCCCAAUACACACAAUGCCUGAAAUGGCUGUACGAGAAAUCGAUGAACUCUACGAUGUGUUUCUGGAUGUCAAGUUGCGCUGGAACACUAAGAAUUUCAUAUUUAUGGGAGACUUCAAUGCUGGCUGUGACUAUGUGGCAAAGAAGCAGUGGAAAAAUAUCCGAUUACGAAAUCAGACUGACUUUGUUUGGAUAAUUGAUGAUAAAAGCGACACAACUGUGAAAUCAACAACACACUGCCCCUAUGACAGGAUUGUGCUCCAUGGAGAGAUGCUUAUAAAUACCACCACGCUGGGCUCAGCCAAAAUCUUUGAUUUUCAAAGUGCCUUCUCCAUGACUGAAGAACAGAUUCUUAUGAGCAAAGAUGCAGUGAGAGUGGAAGCAAGCAAGAAUUCCUAUUUCUAA
Molecule: messenger RNA, 895 nt
Organism: Notechis scutatus (mainland tiger snake)
Lineage: Eukaryota; Metazoa; Chordata; Lepidosauria; Squamata; Elapidae
Source: RefSeq, a predicted model, not a curated record